Molecule: messenger RNA, 435 nt
Organism: Adineta ricciae
Lineage: Eukaryota; Metazoa; Rotifera; Eurotatoria; Adinetida; Adinetidae
Source: the annotation of a GenBank genome assembly
AUGGAUAACAUUCGAUACCGUGAAGCAUUUCUCGUCCUCGAUGAAGGAAAUACGGGCGUUAUCACUGUCGAUGAUGUACAUUUCUUAAUUCGUGCAUUAGGUUACACACCAACCGAACAAGAUCUAGCGAAGCUUGAUCAAGAGUUCGCUUGGAACAAGCGAAUUGAUUAUUUCUGGUUUACUGAGAUUCUAUCGAAGCUUUCAUGUACGAAAUAUACGUACGAACAAAUUGAAAAUGCGUUCUUUACGUUUGACAAGAAUCGUUAUGGCUUAAUUAAUAUUGAAGCAUUCAAAACAGCUAUGAUGACCUUGGGCGAGCCAUUAUUAGAAAAAGAAAUGAAUGAAAUGAUGAAAGAUUUGCCAGUUGAUGAAGAUGGUUUUAUCGAAUACGAAAGCUUUUGCUCGCAAUUUCAAUCGUCGGAAAAAUAUCUGUAA